Prorocentrum cordatum is the source of this 167-nucleotide messenger RNA. Lineage: Eukaryota; Dinophyceae; Prorocentrales; Prorocentraceae. The record is from the annotation of a GenBank genome assembly.
GCCUGGUCUUCCCGUCGGUCGCCGCGACGAAGGCGCACCUCGUCAUCAGCAACACUGUGCCCCUGGACGACCUCCGAGAGUGCUGGUCCCCUGUGACCCUGAUCCUCGAGAAGGUUGGCUUCCAGAAGGCCCUCGAGUUCUACGACUGCGCGGAGGGCGACGUGCGG